AUGGAGAUAUUCAUCAAUAGACAAUCAAAUAAAGAAAAUAAUAAUCCAGUUUUAGUACUUACAUAGAAUGAAAUUAUGUAAAAGGAAGGAAUAUUUACAAAAAUCAAUAAUCCUUUCUAUACACAUCAUAGGUUUCAUUAUAGAAAACCUAGACAUUCUAUCAAUUCAUCCUGUUCGAAUAGUUCUUAAUCUAUUCAUUAAGAUAUUGAGAGAAUCGUAUAAUAAUUAUAAUCCUAAUAAAUUUACACAUAGACCUAAAUUAAUUAUAGAUAAUCCCUUAAAGAAAGAUAUCUUACUCAAUAUUCUUAACCCUCUAGUAAUCAAAUUAAUGAGGUAAUUGAUAUGCUUGAAAAAGAAAAUUUACUAAAAAUUCAUCAACUUAAACCAUGCACUCCCAUAAAAACUUAACCUCCUUCAAUUAAUUAUAAUUUACCAUCUCUACUUUAUGAAAAUAAAAGUCAUGAUCAAGAAAAUAGUGAAAAAGUCACUCCUCUUCUAAAAAGUAAGACUUUAUUUAAAAAAACUUUAAAUACUUCUUUUGAAAAUGUUAAAAAAAAAAUCAAUUCAUCUUAAGAAAAUAGGUAAAAAAGAACAAAUUCUUAAACAGUUAAUAAUUCAACUCAUUAAUCAAGACAGAAGUCCUUAAAAAAUAGAAUUAAAUUAGUAGUAAAGAAUCCAAAAAAUAUCUUAUAAUUAUGUCGAAAAGUUGAGGAAAUCUAGAAUUCUAUCAAUGAGGAAUAGUUAAUGUAACUAAUCUAAUCAGAUUAAUUUAAGAUAGAUUUAUAACUUUUGAUUAAAAAUUCCAAAGGUUCUAAUAUGGAAAUCUAAUAAGCACUCUAAAAUUUUAUGAUAGAACAAGUCAAGAAAUCAAAAGAAUUGUAAGAAGUAGAAUAUCUUUUAGAAUGUAUUAGUUUUAACUAUUAAUUAGAAAAAAAAUAAAACUUUAGCCAAAUGCUCAAUAACUAUAUUCAGGAAUUAAAAGAUAGACUAUGA
This is a messenger RNA of Paramecium sonneborni, 993 nucleotides long. The record is from the annotation of a GenBank genome assembly. Lineage: Eukaryota; Ciliophora; Oligohymenophorea; Peniculida; Parameciidae.